Pyrus x bretschneideri (Chinese white pear) is the source of this 555-nucleotide messenger RNA. RefSeq lists its product as uncharacterized. The coding region runs from base 1 to 555 and encodes 184 amino acids. Lineage: Eukaryota; Viridiplantae; Streptophyta; Magnoliopsida; Rosales; Rosaceae. The record is from RefSeq and is a predicted model, not a curated record. The transcript has a single exon.
AUGACGCUGUCCGACUUGCUAUCCCCAACUUCCUCUUCUCUUUUGUGUGGAGAUUACAUUGGAAUGGAGAGCUCGACUGACGUGCUUAAGGACGGUGAGGAUCAUCAACUGCUACCGAAGGUGACCGGUAGCGGUGGUGAUGGGCAUGAUGGUAAUUUUGGUGAGAGGGUAAGGAGUAGGAGGGAGCAAAAAUGGGCAUUGAAGAAUAAGGAGUUUCCACCUCCUAUACCUUUGUUGGCACGCACUGAGAACUUGCCUUCUCGUAUGCCUUGGGUGUUGAAGAGGCAUUGCACAGAUGAUGGGAGAUUGAUUCUCACGGAGGAGAAGGUUAGGCAUCAUGAGUACUUCAGGGCUCAUAGGUCAAAUGGCAGGCUCACUUUGCAGCUUAUACCGCUUGAUGAUGAGAUUUUGAUUUCCCCGUUUGCUUGCAAUGGGAAUGGGAAUGAGAACGAGAACAUGAAUGAGAACGAGAAUCAUAAUGGGAAUGAUGAUGAUGAUGAUGAUAAUGAUGUUGGUGAUGGUGGCGGCGACAACAACGAUGGUUGUGAAGGAUGA